Molecule: messenger RNA, 672 nt
Organism: Uloborus diversus
Lineage: Eukaryota; Metazoa; Arthropoda; Arachnida; Araneae; Uloboridae
Product: zinc finger protein 570-like
Exons: 3
Coding region: 1-672 (223 amino acids)
Biological process (GO): regulation of transcription by RNA polymerase II
Cellular component (GO): nucleus
Molecular function (GO): DNA-binding transcription factor activity, RNA polymerase II-specific; RNA polymerase II transcription regulatory region sequence-specific DNA binding
Source: RefSeq, a predicted model, not a curated record
AUGGAAGAUAAAUCAUAUUCAUGUAAAUAUUGUGAAAAGACAUUUAGUUACACUUCACAAUUGAAAAUACAUUUGAGAAUACAUACUGGAGAAAAACUGUAUUCUUGUGAAAUUUGUAAAAAAUCAUUUGUUCAGAAUGGAAAUUUGAAAACGGGAAGUUUAAAGAAGCAUUUGGGGACACAUACUAAAGAAAAACCGCAUUAUUGUGAAAUUUGUAGAAAGUCAUUUUCUAUUAGUGGAAAUUUAAAAAGCCAUUUAAGGAUACAUACUAAAGAAAAACAAUACUCUUGUGAAAUUUGUAAGAAGUCAUUUUCUCAUAGUGGAAGUUUGAAGUUUCAUUUAGGAAUACAUUCUAACAAAAAGCCAUAUUCUUGUGCAAUUUGUAAGAAAUCAUAUUUUCGGAGUGAAAGUCUCGGGAAGCAUUUGAGGACACAUACUGAAGAAAAACCAUACUCUUGCGAAAUUUGUAGAAAGUCAUUUUCUAUUAAUGGAAAUUUAAAAAGCCAUUUAAGGAUACAUACUAAAGAAAAACCAUACUCUUGUAAAAUUUGUAAGAAAUCAUUUUCUCAGAAAGGAGAACCUUCUAUAGUCCAUUUAGCGAGAGCUGAUAGUGGAAGUAAAGAAAGCAACGUGACAAUUGGCGUUACUGAUGUCUGCUUUGCGCUGGGAUGA